This is a messenger RNA of Bemisia tabaci, 1725 nucleotides long. RefSeq names its product tubulin beta-4 chain. The record is from RefSeq and is a predicted model, not a curated record. Gene Ontology annotation, biological process: microtubule-based process. Gene Ontology annotation, molecular function: GTP binding; structural constituent of cytoskeleton; GTPase activity. Gene Ontology annotation, cellular component: microtubule. NCBI's taxonomy places the organism in Eukaryota, Metazoa, Arthropoda, Insecta, Hemiptera, Aleyrodidae.
UAUUUUCCAUCAGCAUAUGAUUGCACAGUGAUAAGUCAUAAUAAAAAUGAGAAAUAUUUUUUAGAGCCGCUAAACAUUUCUCACGGAAAUACUGAUUACCUAGCUCGCGUUUAGAGGACUCAGUUUAAAAAAUCAAUCAAACCGCAGAACAAGCACCAUGAGGGAAAUUUGUCACCUACAAGUUGGACAAUGCGGAAAUCAAAUUGGUGCCAAGUUUUGGGAGGUGAUUUCCGGUGAACAUGGCAUUGACCCCUGCGGCGUUUACUCUGGAGACUCCGAUUUGCAGUUGGAGAGGAUUAAUGUUUACUACAAUGAAGCCUCCGGUGGGAAAUACGUUCCCCGAGCCGUGCUGAUCGAUCUGGAGCCGGGGACGAUGGAUUCGGUGAGAUCCGGGCCGUACGGGCAGAUCUACCGGCCGGAUAACUUCGUUUUCGGGCAGAGCGGGGCGGGGAACAAUUGGGCCAAAGGGCACUACACAGAGGGCGCGGAGCUGGUGGACGCCGUCCUGGACGUCACCAGGAAGGAGGCCGAGAACUGCGACUGUCUCCAGGGAUUCCAACUCACUCACUCCCUCGGCGGGGGCACCGGCUCCGGAAUGGGAACGCUCAUUAUCCAGAAAAUCAGAGAGGAGUAUCCCGACAGGAUCAUGAACACCUUCAGUAUCGUCCCCUCACCCAAAGUCUCGGACACGGUGGUAGAGCCAUACAACGCGACGCUGUCUGUCCACGAGCUGGUGGAAUACACGGACGAGUCGUUCUGCAUAGACAACGAAGCCCUCUACGACAUUUGCUUCCGGACGCUGAAGCUGACGACCCCCAACUACGGGGACCUCAACCGGCUGGUGUCGGCGACCAUGUCCGGGGUGACGACUUGCCUCCGCUUCCCCGGGCAGCUCAACUCGGACCUGCGGAAGCUGGCCGUGAACAUGGUGCCGUUCCCCCGGCUCCACUUCUUCAUGCCCGGCUUCGCGCCCCUCGCCGCCCACGGGAGCCACCAGUACCGCGCCAUCACCGUCCCCCAGCUCGUCCAGCAGAUGUUCGACUCCCGCAACAUGAUGGCCGCCUGCGACCCCAAGCACGGCAAGUACCUCACCGUCGCCGCCAUCUUCCGCGGCAAGAUGUCCAUGAAAGAGGUAGACGAGCAGAUGAUGAACGUGCAGAACAAGAACUCGGCGUUCUUCGUGGAGUGGAUCCCGAACAACUGCAAGACGGCCGUCUGCGACAUCCCGCCGCGGAGCCUGAAGAUGUCGGCGACGUUCAUCGGGAACACGACGGCGAUCCAGGACCUCUUCAAGCGGAUCUCCGACCAGUUCGUCUCCAUGUUCCACAAGCGGGCCUUCCUCCACUGGUACGUCAACGAGGGGAUGGACGAGAUGGAGUUCACGGAGGCGCAGUCGAACAUGAUCGACCUGGUGUCCGAGUACCAGCAGUACCAGGAGGCCACCGCCGACGAAGGAGACGACUCCGAGGAGGACGAGUUCGAGUGUGAACCCAGCGAGCUUGGAACCCUCGGCAGGUCCCAGUUCCACGUCCAGGGACAGAGUACCAGGCAUUCCUCCAGGAUGGACACCGGUACCAUCAAGAGCUCCGAUUAUGGUAGUCGUUCUGAUCGCGUUGGUGAUGGCUUCUGAAAGCCCCCCCCCCCCCAUAAGAGUGCAAGAGAGGUGCCCUGAAAACUCUACUGGAAAAAAAAGGUUUGGUUAAUUUCGGCAUAGUCAGAGACAAG